AUGGCCAUGUCCUUGAUGCAUUUAACGUUUGGCAAAUCUUCAUUUAAAUUUACCAACAUUAAAUGUAAAGAUCAUGACAUUGAUUUUGCUCAUUUCGAUAGAUGUAAACUUCUUGUAAUUGGACGCGGUGUUGUAUCGCUCGAUAUUAAAGUUGAUUUGUACAAAACACCAGUGUCAAAUGUAUCGGAGGCUUUCGAAAUUAAGAACUUCCUUUUAAACGAAGAAAGUUUUCGACUUCUUCCAAUUCCCGAAGGUGACUAUCUGUUUAAAAUGCAUGUUUUCGCCUACAAUGACCUCAAAGCAACAGUUGAAGUCUACUUCAACCGCAAAGAUGGAUUACUAUUCUGA
Messenger RNA from Stomoxys calcitrans (stable fly), 348 nucleotides. RefSeq lists its product as uncharacterized. NCBI's taxonomy places the organism in Eukaryota, Metazoa, Arthropoda, Insecta, Diptera, Muscidae. The record is from RefSeq and is a predicted model, not a curated record. Bases 1 to 348 code for a protein of 115 amino acids. The transcript is spliced from 2 exons.